Messenger RNA from Anopheles marshallii, 1473 nucleotides. RefSeq names its product putative serine protease K12H4.7. The transcript has 7 exons. Gene Ontology annotation, biological process: proteolysis. The coding region runs from base 1 to 1473 and encodes 490 amino acids. Lineage: Eukaryota; Metazoa; Arthropoda; Insecta; Diptera; Culicidae. Gene Ontology annotation, molecular function: dipeptidyl-peptidase activity; serine-type exopeptidase activity. The record is from RefSeq and is a predicted model, not a curated record.
AUGAAGUUCGCGCUGGGCUUGGUGUGUCUUUUCGGUGUCCUGGGUGCGUUUGGCUGGGAGCAGCAAAAUGCCACCCAGCGGCUGUUCCGUGCCCAAACCGCUUUCGAGCGGCUACAUCGGGAGCCCCCAAUACGCGGGGGUUCGCGGAAGGCUGGCCCAGUGACUACGAAGUACAUCAUGCAGCGUUUGGAUCAUUUUGACCCCCAAAAUGUCAACACCUGGUCGAUGCGUUACAUGGAAAACGGUGAACAUUAUGCAGCUGGCGGUCCGCUGUUCAUCUACGUCGGCGGUGAAUGGGAAAUCUCCGAGUCGAGCAUCUCCCGCGGUCACGUGUACGAUAUGGCGAUCCAGCUGAAGGGCUACCUGUUCUACACCGAGCAUCGGUACUACGGCCAGAGCCACCCCACAGUCGACUUACGAACUGAUAAACUGAAGUAUUUGAACAUCGAUCAGGCGCUGGCGGAUUUAGCUCACUUCGUCGUAAAUAUGCGCAAAACCAUUCCGGGGGCGGAAAAUUCCGGUGUCAUCAUGAUCGGUGGCUCGUACUCUGCCACCAUGGUGUCCUGGUUCCGGCAGAAGUAUCCGCACCUCGUGAACGGCGCGUGGGCCUCAAGUGCGCCGGUAUUUGCCAAGGUGGAAUUUACUGAGUACAAGGAAAUUGUGUCGGAAAGUAUUCGGUCGGUCGGCGGACGAAACUGUGCCGAACGGAUCGAACGUGCCGUCAAGCAGACGGAACAAUUGUUGGCCAAUGGUGAGUACGGCCGUGUCGCCCAGGAGUUUAGGCUGUGCAGCGAUGUGGACCUUUCCAAGCCGCUCGACAGGAUGAACUUCUUCAGCAGUCUGUCGGAUGAGUUCGCGGGUGUGGUGCAGUAUCACGCGACCGGAGACAUUGAGGGCUUAUGCCGGAUCGUUGAAGACUCCACCAUUGCGGACGAUAUGCAGGCGCUGGCUAGGAUUGUAACGCAAGGCCUGCCGUCGACCAGUUGCAACAGCUACGGUUACAAGGCUAUGAUUGAAUAUUACAAAAAUACUGCGUGGGACCACGGUGCUGCUCAAAGCUCAAUGCGCCAGUGGAUGUACCAGACCUGUGCCGAAUACGGCUGGUACCAGAUUUCGGGUUCACCGAACCAGAUCUUUGGCUCCAGCUUCCCGGUUGAAUUGUUCGUCAAGCUGUGCGGUGAUAUGUACGAUGGACACUUCGAUGAAGGGAGAAUGCAAGGCAACGCAGACAGGACCAACGUCAUCUAUGGCGGCUGGAAUCCGGAAGUGACCAACGUGUUCUUCACCCAGGGACAGCUGGAUCCCUGGCGUGCAAUGGGAAUUCAGGCGGACCUCAACGACCAAUCACCGGGCGUAGUAAUUCCGGGAGCUUCACACUGUGCCGAUUUGAGCUCCAUCUCGGCUGCCGAUUCGGCUGAAAUGCGGGCCGCCAAGGAGAAGAUUCUUGAGCUGGUUAAGAAAUGGUUAGCAUAA